This is a messenger RNA of Falco peregrinus (peregrine falcon), 1236 nucleotides long. RefSeq names its product CART prepropeptide (gene CARTPT). Gene Ontology annotation, biological process: negative regulation of appetite; cellular response to starvation; adult feeding behavior. The transcript is spliced from 3 exons. NCBI's taxonomy places the organism in Eukaryota, Metazoa, Chordata, Aves, Falconiformes, Falconidae. The coding region runs from base 15 to 350 and encodes 111 amino acids. The record is from RefSeq and is a predicted model, not a curated record. Gene Ontology annotation, molecular function: neuropeptide hormone activity.
GGGGCGGCAGCACCAUGGAGAGCUGCCGGGCGCUGGCGCUCUGCGCCGUGGCGGCCGCGCUGCUGCUGGGCGCCCGCGGGCAGGGGCCGACCCCGCCGCGCCGCGCCCGCGACCUGGGGCCCCCCGGCGGCGGCGGCGCCUCCCGAGAGAAGGAGCUGAUUGAGGCGCUGCAGGAGGUGCUGGAGAAGCUGAAGAGCAAGCGGGUCCCGCACUACGAGAAGAAGUUCGGGCAGGUGCCCAUGUGCGACGCCGGGGAGCAAUGCGCCGUGAGGAAGGGGGCCCGCAUCGGGAAGCUCUGCGACUGCCCCCGGGGGACUUCGUGCAAUUCCUUCCUCCUCAAGUGCCUGUAGGCGGGGCCGCCCCGGGACAGGCCGCCGGGAGCGCAGGCACUGGCGUCUCCCCGCCUCGACGUGCCGGCCCGGGGCGGUGGCGGAGAGUUCCCGUGGCUCGUCCGCCCGAGAAACGCAGCGAGGAGCCCCCGCGUCGCCCGUGUAACGCCGUCCGUGACAUCCAACAUCCGUGGAGCUGUUUUCUUUCUCUCUUCCCCACACCCCUUCCCCUCCCUCCCCUCCUUCCCAAUCUGAUUUUGUCCAUGCAGGGAAAGCCCAGACCGUGCCUUCCCCAGUAGAGGUGCCGGCACCGGGAGCUGCAGUGCCAUACCGGCGCAGAGUCGGGUCGUGCCGAGCCGUGCUCGGGAGCGGGGCUAGCCCCGCCGGGAUGCCCGACUCCUUCCUGUGGCGGGGAGCAACGUCCCACUGCCGGCCGGCGGGGCUGGCCCGGGGGGAUCCCCUGGGUGGUUGCAGGGGUGGGCUGUAUGUGUUCAAAGCACCCUGACCCCCUCUUUCUUGCCCCGCAGCUGAGAGGGCUCAACUCGGCUCACCCCGGAGGGAGCAGUACCCAGCCACCAGCAGUAUCCACCCGCACCGCCGGUUUCCAGCCGCGCUCACCCUGCGCUGGAGAAAGCCCCGCAGGGGAUACGGGUGGCAUUCAGGGGUCCGGCACUAGCCUGGCUGGGGUGGGGCUGGCGGGGGAAAUCGGUUGCUUCACUGGAGCCACCACGGAGAGGAAGCUGUCUGGAUCCGUUGCAAACUACCAGGGGAUAUCCUAGUCAUGUAGACCAAAAUGCUCAUGUUUCUACAAUGAACUGAUGUAUAUAAAUGUCUGUCCCCCACAGGUACACUGUGUGUUUCCUCAAACUCAUAACAUGUUUUAAUCCUUUGUUUGUCUCCGUUAAUA